Messenger RNA from Balaenoptera acutorostrata (minke whale), 1704 nucleotides. It is a transcript of the gene IFT25, whose product is annotated as intraflagellar transport 25. The transcript has 8 exons. NCBI's taxonomy places the organism in Eukaryota, Metazoa, Chordata, Mammalia, Artiodactyla, Balaenopteridae. The record is from RefSeq and is a predicted model, not a curated record. Bases 509 to 997 code for a protein of 162 amino acids. Gene Ontology annotation, cellular component: intraciliary transport particle B; centrosome; cilium. Gene Ontology annotation, biological process: intraciliary transport.
CUGGCUAGGCGAGGCCGACGGAGUUGGGGGGAUGCUGGUGGAGGAGAGAGAGAGCGAGCGUGGCUGGGGGUUGUGAGGAGACGCGCGGCGCGGAGGCGGACGGUGGGCGGGCGCUGAGGUGACCGGGAUGGUGGAAGACUGACGCAUGACGCAGUUCAAAAACGAAAAAGAAAGUGUGUAUGGUGGGGGAGGAGCUCUUGCACAAAAAAACAAAGUUAAAAAGAAAAAUCUAGCUAUAGAAUAGAAGAUAUUUGCAAUUCUAUAACAAAGGACUUGUAUCCAGGAUAUUUUGUUUUAAAUUUUUCUACGAAUCAAAAAGAAAAGGACAGAAGGAGAAAAAGCAACCCAAUAGAAAAUGAGCAAAGGAUAAGAAAAAGCAAAUAAGAGAAGAAGAGGCCUGCAUAGCCCAUGAACAUGAAAAGAUACAGCUUUCCCCAUCACUUUACAUCUAUAUAUUGGUUUGUGCCUUAUCACCAGUAGAUCAAGGAGAAGGGUUAAACACUUUAAGAUGAGAAACAUUGAUGUUUGUUUGAGCUCUGAAGGGACUGAAGUGAUUUUAGCUACAUCAAGUGAUGAAAAACACCCACCUGAAAAUAUAAUUGAUGGAAAUCCAGAAACAUUUUGGACUACCACGGGAAUGUUUCCCCAAGAGUUCAUUAUUUGUUUUCACAAACAUGUAAGGAUUGAAAGGCUUUUAAUCCAGAGUUACUUUGUGCGGACCUUGAGGAUUGAAAAGAGCACUUCUAAAGAGCCAGUUGAUUUUGAGCAGUGGAUUGAAAGAGAUCUGGUACAUACAGAGGGGCAGCUUCAAAAUGAAGAAAUUAUGGGGACAUCUUAUGCCUGUUCCUGCUACCACAAUGUUCACCUUUUUAAUUAUUUUCUAAAAUUAAAUUUCAAGGAAUGGAAUUACUGGGUCCAUGGGUAUAGACAUAUUUAUAACUUCUUAUAUAUACUGCCAAAUUGCUUUUCAGAGACAUUUUUUUACAUUUUUAUAUAAAUGUAAAAGUAUAGUAAUAUUCAGGGUAGUGUAUUCUGAGGCAUCAUCCAACAAAUGAUAUCUCUUAAUUAUGAAAAAUACUUCAGAAAAACACUUUAAAAAAAUUAAUCAGGGCUUCCCUGGUGGCAUAGUGGUUAAGAAUCCACCUGCCAGUGCAGGGGACACAGGUUCGAGCCCUGAUCUGGGAAGAUCCCACAUGCCACGGAGCAACUAAGCCCGUGUGCCACAAUUAUUGAGCCUGCACUCUAGAGCCCGCGAGCCACAACUACUGAGCCCUUGUGCCACAGCUACUGAAGCCCGUGCGCCUAGAGCCCGUGUUCCGCAACAAGAGAAACCACCGCAAUGAGAAGCCUGCGCACUGCAACAAAGAGUAGCCCCCACUCGCCGCAACUAGAGAAAGCCCAUGCGCAGCAACAAAGACCCAAAGCAGCCAAAAAUAAAUAAAUAAAAUAAAUUAAUUUUAAAAAAUUAAUCAGAAUUGUACAGUGCAAUUUUUAGCUCCACCUGAUGUUCUUCCUCAAACCAAGGCUGAUAUUUGGCUGCUACAUAUCAGAAUAACUGUACCGUUACAUGUGGCUGGCUUCUCUUCUGAACAUUAUAUCUUAUAAAUCAUUAUAUAUUUAGAAUAUUAUUCUUGCAUCAAACACUUUCUUCUGCUAACUGCUUGUUUAACAGUUAACUAGAAUUCUAAAUCAUCUGUAUUGAUU